This is a messenger RNA of Myodes glareolus (Bank vole), 2580 nucleotides long. Lineage: Eukaryota; Metazoa; Chordata; Mammalia; Rodentia; Cricetidae. The record is from RefSeq and is a predicted model, not a curated record.
AUGCAGGGCCAGCACCGCUGCAGGGAUGAAGGGUUAGCAGUCGGGAACCGGCUAGGGGCUGGAGAAGCUGCUGGGGCAGCAGACGCGCUCUACAGGGAUCUAGCUGAGCCUCGGCUCUCGUCCUUGGCUGUGGGACCCCAGUACUCCUCCCUGAGCACUCAGCCCAUCCUGUGUGCCAGCAUCCCAGGCCUGGUGCCCAAGCAGCUGCGCUUCUGCAGGAACUAUGUGGAAAUCAUGCCCAGCGUGGCCGAAGGUGUCAAGGCUGGCAUUCAGGAGUGUCAGCACCAGUUCCGAGGCCGGCGUUGGAACUGCACCACCGUCAGCAACAGCCUGGCAAUCUUUGGUCCUGUUCUGGACAAAGCCACCCGGGAGUCAGCCUUUGUCCAUGCCAUUGCCUCUGCUGGAGUGGCCUUCGCGGUGACACGCUCGUGUGCAGAGGGCUCAGCAGCCAUCUGUGGGUGCAGUAGCCGCCUCCAGGGCUCCCCAGGCGAGGGCUGGAAGUGGGGCGGCUGUAGUGAGGACAUUGAGUUUGGUGGAAUGGUGUCUCGGGAGUUUGCCGAUGCCAGGGAGAACCGGCCAGAUGCCCGCUCUGCCAUGAACCGCCACAACAACGAGGCUGGGCGCCAGGCCAUCGCCAGUCACAUGCACCUCAAGUGCAAAUGCCACGGACUAUCCGGCAGCUGCGAAGUGAAGACCUGCUGGUGGUCGCAGCCGGACUUCCGCACCGUCGGGGAUUUCCUCAAAGACAAAUACGACAGCGCCUCGGAGAUGGUGGUGGAGAAGCACCGCGAGUCUCGUGGCUGGGUGGAGACCCUGAGACCGCGAUACACGUACUUCAAGGUGCCCACAGAGCGCGACCUGGUCUACUAUGAGGCCUCCCCCAACUUCUGUGAGCCGAACCCAGAAACCGGCUCCUUCGGGACGCGCGACCGCACCUGCAACGUGAGCUCGCACGGCAUAGACGGAUGUGACCUGCUGUGCUGCGGGCGCGGACACAACGCACGCACUGAGCGACGGAGGGAGAAGUGCCACUGUGUUUUCCACUGGUGCUGCUACGUCAGCUGCCAGGAGUGCACACGCGUCUAUGACGUGCACACCUGCAAGUAGGAGGGUUCCUAAUGGAGGGAGCAGGGCUCAUACUUAGGGGCAGGGUUCCUACCUGGGGGCGGGGUUCCUACUUGGAGGGGUCUCAUACCUGAGGAUCUAGUUCCUACUUGAGGAUAGGGCUCCUACCUGUGAACGGCUCCUUCCUACGGAUCCGGUUUCUACCUUUAGCUGGGGCUCCUAUUUGGGGUCUGGGUUCCUUUUUAACAGAGAGCUCCUGCCUGGGAGGGGCUCUACCUAGGGAUGGAAUUCCAAUCUGGGACGACGGUCCUACCCCAAUGGCUCAAACCGGGACAAGCGAGCAACUCCCUCAAUUAGGUGGGGUUCGUGGAUGGGCGGAGAGGAUUGGGGUCCCUCCUCCCAGAGGCUGCUGCUCUAAAUAGAUUGAGAGGGUGCUUCAGGGUGGGCCCUACUGGGCUUGGGGAUCCAGUUGGGGCGGGACUUCACCUUGAGUGGGUGGAACUUCUGAGCGCAAAGAAAGAAAGGAGACCCCAUUCCGUUGGGGUGAGGCUAUGCUUCACUGAGGACUCAUGGGGCAGAACUCCAGGGAAGGAGGAGUUCCCAAAUAAUCCUAGGCUCUGAGCUGGCAAUUCAGCUACCACAUGGCUCCUUUUCAGUCCCUGUGUGUGGAUCCACCUGCUUCAUCUAUGCCUAGCCAUGAGAAUGGCAGAAUGAGCCAUGGAGAACUCAGGGGUGAUGCCAGAUCCCAUCUCCAUACCUGGGAACCCCUUUCUAGGCACCCCUUGUGCCUGGGCGUUCCUACCCUCCUUAACAGAUCUCUCCAGAGGAAGAUUUGCGGUUUCCCAGAGUUCAAGUGGACAAGCACUGAGUAGAGAGAGUAUUUCGGGGAUGGGCGCUGCUAAGAAGGUUCUGGAGGCCUGGCGUCUUCCCAUCAUAGCCUGUCUCUGCCCUGAUACCCUACACUCAGAUCUCUUCCCAGGAAACCUUCCCGGCUCAUCUGGUCAGUGAUACCCAGGCCCCAAAGGUGCUCAGAGAUGUUGACUUCACUUUGAGUUGUAUGAACUUCAGGGGCAUUAGGACUGCAGAGACGAGGUGUCUCCUGGAGCACCCCAUGUUCAGGACUGAUCCCCAGAGACUGCUAUUGAGGCAAUGGUCACCAGGUCUGUUGGCCACUAGCCUGUCCCCAAGCUUCUCUUGCGUCUGUCUGGCCUGGAAGUGAGACACUGCAGGCCAUCUGCCACAAGAACUUCCUGAAUCGAAUCCCUGCCACUGUGAAUUGUCCCCACCUCCAGGCAGGGGAGGGGAUGUGGCCUGAUAGGAGUGUGCCCCAAGAGCACGGAAGAGAAGCAGAAGCAGCACCGUGGUGACUGUCUUCUGCCUGGAACUUUGCAUUUGGGGCUGUAAUUUUAUUUCCAAUGCUGCUAUAUCCACCAUCACUGGAAUUAGACAAACGUGACUUUUUUUCUUUUCUUUUCUUUCUAUGAAAGAAAUUAUUUUAGUUAUAGUAUGUUUGUU